This is a messenger RNA of Humulus lupulus (European hop), 1110 nucleotides long. RefSeq names its product glycine-rich cell wall structural protein-like. The record is from RefSeq and is a predicted model, not a curated record. NCBI's taxonomy places the organism in Eukaryota, Viridiplantae, Streptophyta, Magnoliopsida, Rosales, Cannabaceae. The transcript has a single exon. The annotation marks the transcript as partial.
GGUGAAGGAGGUGAACGGCGUGGGGGCGGGGGUGGUGGCGGUGAUGAGCUGCGUGGGGGAGGUGGUGGUGAGCUGCGUGGAGGAGGCGGGGGCGGGCUUCGUGGGGGCGGUGGUGGUGAGCUGCGUGGAGGAGGCGGGGGCGGGCUUCGUGGGGGCGGUGGUGGUGAGCUGCGUGGAGGAGGUGGGGGCGGUGGUGGGGGUGAGCUGCGUGGAGGAGGCGGGGGCGGGCUUCGUGGGGGCGGUGGUGGUGAGCUGCGUGGAGGAGGUGGGGGCGGGCUCCGUGGGGGCGGUGGUGGGGGUGAGCUUGGUGGGGGAGGUGGGGGCGGGCUCCGUGGGGGUGGUGGUGGGGGUGAGCGGGGUGGGGGCGGUGGCGGUGAGCUACGUGGGGGAGGUGGGGGCGGGCUCCGUGGGGGAGGUGGUGGGGGUGAGCGGGGUGGGGGCGGUGAUGGUGAGCUGCGUGGGGGAGGUGGGGGCGGGGGCGGUGAGCUGCGUGGGGGAGGUGGGGGUGGGGGCGGUGGCGGUGAGCUGCGUGGGGGAGGUGGGGGCGGGCUCCGUGGGGGCGGUGGUGGGGGUGAGCGGGGUGGGGGCGGUGGCGGUGAGCUGCGUGGGGGAGGUGGGGGCGGGCUCCGUGGGGGAGGUGGUGGGGGUGAGCGGGGUGGGGGCGGUGGUGGUGAGCUGGGUGGGGGAGGUGGGGGCGGGGGCGGUGAGCUGCGUGGGGGAGGUGGGGGCGGGCUCCGUGGGGGCGGUGGUGGGGGUGAGCGGGGUGGGGGUGGGGGCGGUGGCGGUGAGCUGCGUGGGGGAGGUGGGAGCGGGCUCCGUGGGGGCGGUGGUGGGGGUGAGCUGCGUGGGGGCGGUGGCGGCGGGCUCCGUGGGGGCGGUGGUGGGGGUGAGCGGGGUGGGGGCGGUGGUGGUGAGCUGCGUGGGGGAGGUGGGGGCGGGCUCCGUGGGGGCGGUGGUGGGGGUGAGCGGGGUGGGGGCGGUGGCGGUGAAUGGGGUGGGGGCGGAGGCGGUGAAGUUGGUGGUGGUGGGGGGGAUCUUCUGAAGAGUGGUGGGAAGAGUGGUGGGAAGUGUGGUGGCAACUUUAUAAACUUGAUCGAUUGUAGGUUGUGA